AGUGAGAAGAGGCUUCAGUCGAGAUUGACUCAAAAAUAAAAACAGUAACAAACAUGGCCUACCUAUGACAUUUCAGAUUUCACUUUCUACAACUGCUGACUGGAAACAAGAAGUUAUCAAUCAACAGGAUCCAUAUUGGUUUUCAUCGUUAAGCAAGGAUCAUGGAGGAAUCCCAUACACCCAACACUCAUAGCCAUCAUAACAGUAAAGAACGGACAAGGAAAAGCCCACAUCCGAUUCCUGAAGUGAAAAUUCAGAUUGAUUGUUCUUCUCGUACGUCUUCCAGUCACAAUCACAGGGGUGCUUCUUCAGAUGGGACGUUGACAGAGAAUUCUUCCUCAGAAACACCUUGGAAUCGGGAAGCCAAAAGAACUAAGAUAUUUCACCCCAAGCCUCCCAGGAAGGCUAAGGAGUUGUACCCAGAAAGUUCGCACAGUUCCCACUCAUUCCUCACAGAUGUGGCUGAUAUGAGGUCCAUGGAGACGGCGCUGAUUCAACUAGUCAACGAUUUUCAUUCUGGGAAACUCCAAGCAUUCGGUCGUCACUGCAGUACUGAUCAAAUGGAAGCUAUUAGAGACCAGCAGGAGAAAUUGGCGAGAUUACACUUCGAACUUGGAGCGCAGCACGAUGUCAACGCCCAGCAGACGUCAGACAACAUGAAUGAACUCGUAUCUGCUUUGGAGCAUCUCUCCCAAACCAUUGAACAAUUACAUCCACACUCUAGCCAGAGCCAAAGUGAUUCAAACUAGCUUACCUCAUAGUUCUGCUGUACAGUUUCAAGAUCAUUUUCUAAAUUGAUAUUAUACAUUUCGGAUCCUUUUCCAUCA
Daphnia pulex (common water flea) is the source of this 827-nucleotide messenger RNA. Its product is annotated as coiled-coil domain-containing protein 28A-like. The record is from RefSeq and is a predicted model, not a curated record. The coding region runs from base 162 to 749 and encodes 195 amino acids. NCBI's taxonomy places the organism in Eukaryota, Metazoa, Arthropoda, Branchiopoda, Diplostraca, Daphniidae. The transcript has 4 exons.